Messenger RNA from Bombina bombina (fire-bellied toad), 1515 nucleotides. RefSeq names its product G2/mitotic-specific cyclin-B2-like. The coding region runs from base 1 to 1515 and encodes 504 amino acids. Gene Ontology annotation, biological process: mitotic cell cycle phase transition; regulation of cyclin-dependent protein serine/threonine kinase activity. Gene Ontology annotation, cellular component: cyclin-dependent protein kinase holoenzyme complex; nucleus; cytoplasm. The transcript has 10 exons. NCBI's taxonomy places the organism in Eukaryota, Metazoa, Chordata, Amphibia, Anura, Bombinatoridae. The record is from RefSeq and is a predicted model, not a curated record. Gene Ontology annotation, molecular function: cyclin-dependent protein serine/threonine kinase regulator activity.
AUGGAAGACUUGGGUAAAAUACCUAAAUACCCUAAAGGCUAUAAAAAACUUUGGCCUAAUGAAGAAAGAGCCCUAAAUUCGCUAGCCCAGAAUCCAUCCUUGGUCAUAAGGCAGGCGGAUAAGGGUGGCGGUAUAGUCCUCCAAGACUAUACCGACUAUGUCAGUGAAGCAAGAAAAAUCAUUCACAAUAGUGAGUACUAUAGGAAAUUAGACACAGAUCCAACAAAGGGGACUAUAGAAGAGGCACAACUGUUUACAACAUAUCUGAAUGAUAAUGAGAUGGGCAUUCAGUUCACCUCCAAUGUACAGCCAGAUACUAUUGAAUAUUUGGAUUUGACUUUGACUUGGGAUAAGGACUAUAAUGCUUCUUGUGGAGCUGACAAUGUCCUUGAAGGUGCCAUAGUGCCAGGCAAAUAUAAAGCACAAGGACGAAGACAAGCACUAGGAGACAUUUGUAAUAGAGUUGUACCAGGCAGGCCUCCUGGUAUUAUGAACUGCAAAGUCAAGCAAGCUGCUUCCAAAGCAAAUCCACAUACAAGAAUGAAGCCACCAGUUGCCCCAAAAGUGCGCAAAGAACAGCCUGUACCAGAGCCACCAACUAUUCCUAUGGAUGUGAGCAUGAAAGAGGAGCAGCUGUGCCAAGCCUUUUCUAAUAUAUUGCACAAUGUGGAGGAUAUUGAUGCUAAAGAUAUCUGCAACCCUCAGGAUUGCAGUGAAUAUGUGAAGGAUAUCUAUUCUUAUUUAAAGCAACUAGAGAUCCAACAGGCUGUGUGCCCAAAAUACCUUAAGGGAAUGGAAGUGACUGCUCGUAUGCGAGCCAUUCUAGUUGACUGGUUAAUCCAAGUCCACUCCAGAUUUCAACUCCUUCAAGAGACUCUGUACAUGGGCAUCGCAAUUAUGGAUCGCUUUUUGCAGGUACAGCCUAUUUCCAAAAACAAGCUACAGUUAGUUGGAGUUACGUCAUUAUUUUUGGCUUCAAAAUACGAAGAGUUGUAUUGUCCAGAAAUUUCAGACUUUGUGUAUAUCACAGAUAACUCCUAUUCUAAAAAUCAGAUCAGACAGAUGGAAAUGCUGAUUCUCAAGGAGCUCAACUUUGACUUGGGAAGGCCACUUCCACUUCACUUUCUAAGAAGAGCAUCAAAGUGUUGUAGUGCAGAUGCUGAGCAGCACACUCUUGCAAAAUACCUGAUGGAAUUGACAUUACUAGACUAUGACAUGGUACACUUCCGCCCUUCAGAAAUAGCUGCUGCUGCCCUCUGCUUGACACAAAAGAUCCUUAAUAAAGGCACAUGGGACCUGAAGCUGCAGUUUUACACUGGAUAUGCACACGAAGACCUUGUCCUUAUCAUGCAACAUAUGGCUAAGAAUAUUUUUAAAGUAAACAACAAUCUGACAAAAACUUUUUCUGUGAAGAACAAAUAUGCCAGCAGUAAAUUACUGAGGAUCAGCAGUAUACCCCAGCUAUCAUCACCUGUCUUAAGUACCCUGGCUGUCCCUGUGAUGGGGGAAUUAUAG